Molecule: messenger RNA, 1894 nt
Organism: Tachysurus vachellii
Lineage: Eukaryota; Metazoa; Chordata; Actinopteri; Siluriformes; Bagridae
Gene: rac1a
Product: Rac family small GTPase 1a
Exons: 6
Coding region: 295-873 (192 amino acids)
Biological process (GO): motor neuron axon guidance; regulation of cell shape; small GTPase-mediated signal transduction
Cellular component (GO): cell cortex; dendritic spine; cytoplasmic vesicle
Molecular function (GO): protein kinase binding; GTPase activity; GTP binding
Source: RefSeq, a predicted model, not a curated record
GCGUUUAAAAAGACUGUGAUUUUUAUACCGAGUUGUUUUUGGGUGGUGGCUGAUGUUUAUUUAACUGGAACGUCUCUCUGUAGCUAAAGGAUUUGGAGCACGGUUUGUUAGAUCAGUUUGUAUAGUAGUAAGUUUUAAAAGUUUGUUGUAGUUUGUGGAGAGAGAGAGAGACAAAGAGAGAGAGAGAGAGAGAGAGAGAGAGAGAGAGAGAGAGAGAGAGAGAGAGAGAGAGAGAGAGAGAGAGAGAGAUUUUAAGAUUUAUUUUCUUUAUUGUGAUCAAAGAAACACAGUGACAUGCAAGCCAUAAAGUGUGUGGUGGUUGGAGACGGGGCAGUGGGAAAAACAUGCCUUCUGAUCAGCUACACCACUAACGCCUUCCCUGGAGAGUACAUCCCUACAGUGUUUGAUAAUUAUUCUGCAAAUGUAAUGGUAGAUGGGAAGCCAGUAAACCUGGGGCUGUGGGACACAGCAGGACAGGAGGACUACGACAGACUCCGGCCGCUCUCCUACCCUCAAACGGACGUGUUUUUAAUUUGCUUCUCGCUGGUGAGCCCUGCCUCGUUCGAGAACAUCAGUGCCAAAUGGCAUAAAGAGGUCUCACAUCACUGCCCCAACACUCCAGUCAUCCUUGUUGGGACCAAGAUCGACUUAAGAGAAGACAAGGACACUAUUGAGAAGCUGAAAGAAAAGAAACUCACUCCCAUUACUUACCCACAAGGCCUUGCUAUGGCUAAAGAAAUAGGUGCUGUGAAAUAUCUGGAAUGCUCAGCCUUAACUCAGCGCGGCCUUAAGACCGUGUUCGACGAAGCCAUCCGCGCAGUCCUGUGCCCACCGCCGGUCAAACGGCAAAAGCCGAAGUGCCUUUUACUCUGAAGGAGCCGUCCACAAAGAAGCGUCUGGAACGGUGAUGAUGGAGGACAUGUCAGGAAUACGAUGGAAGACUCUACCAACCAUACACGUCCAUCUCACUUGUGUUCUGUAGUAAUUAUAAUUAGAUAGAGCUGUUUGUUUGUUUGUUUUUUCAUUCUCGAGAAGCCAGGGGUGAUUUUUCCUCCUUAUAUCUUUUCACACUAAGUAAUCCUUUCUUUAUUUUAUUUCAUCCUUGAGAGCCUAUAUAUUUUGUUACAAACUGCACUUUACAUUUCCUUAAAAAAGUUUCCAAAAAUGCAAAUCUACCUUUAAUAGCUUUUGCUUAUUCUAUAAACACUAGUAAGAACAAGUCUUGUCGCUUACAUCAUAUACACAGAUAUAACUUCAUUGAUCCCCGAGGGGAAAUUUGGGAAUCUUUUAGGAUUUUAUUCAUUUUGAUUAGUUUAUUAAUUAUUUUGUGUACAUAUUGGGGUGAAAGAUUUGGUACAUAAAUGUUACAUUACAACUUUCAUGUGUUCACUGACUCUGAUACAGAAUACAUGUUUACCAUACAGAAUUCAGCUGUGUGAUUAAUAAUACGUGCUGCAUUUACUCAUGCAGUUGUAGUGAAAGAUGAUGUGUUUAUUUCAGCCCGGUAUUGUAUAAAGUCUAUUGUUUAGCUGAUCAAUAGAUUAUGGAUCAAUGUUUUUGCUAGCUUACACAGCGAGAAUGAGAAUGGUCUGUUUAAAAAAAAUCUGCUCUCAGUAGAAAAUGAUAUAAGUGAAAGCAUACAGAGAGAGGACACACAAGAGAAUCAGUCAAGAGUCGUAACCAAUAGAUGUUUUAUUUUUCUUGUGAAAGAUUUUUUUUAAUUUUUACUGUAACAAUCUGUAGAAAUUAGUAUUAGUGAUUUCAUACAAGUGUUAGUUAGCAGUUUUAGUUCAUCUGAAAUCAGUUCCCACGGUCAUCAUGUCUGUUAAAUAGAUUUAUUUCAUGUCUGUCCGUGUUCCAUUUUACAAAUUAAAGUUGUUGGAAUUGUACCAAA